AAUUUAUGUAAAAAAAAAUUUAUAUAUUAAAAAUAAUGUCAAUAGACUUGAAUAUUCAAAAUUUAACGCAAUUAUUCUGGACCAGCAUAAUUAUAUUAAAUUUGUAUGUAGCAUUGUUGUUGUUUCGCAUGUCAAAAGUUUACCGCUCCGAAAGAAAAAUUAAACUGCUCGAAACCGCAAAUAUCAAGGAACACAUUGAGUUUAUGCGCAGCCGCCCUGACAAAUCUGUUUCCCAGGCCUUCUCAUCGACUGGCAAUUUCACCACGCGCAGUCGCUUCUUCGAACAAUUUCUCGAAUCUAACCCGGCACAGCUACGUUCAUUUGUACAAGUACGUCCGAACUUCCGUUCGAACUCUUCAACAACGGGCGCCGAUGAAGAGUCCGAAGAGCGACAUACACAACUGGUAAAAGAGCAACAAAUACAGCAACAAAUACAGCAACCGUAUAAACAACGCUCAAAACAACUUCAAAUGGAUUUGCAGCGAAAGGAUAAUAAAGCGCAGAAUUAUGAACAACAGCAACAGCGGCAACAACAACAACAACAACCACAACAACAAAUUUACAAUCAAGCACAACAUCGGUAUGAGGGUAUAUUAAAUCAGCAACAACAACAACCUCAUCAGGUAAGAAGACCUCCAAUGAUUGAACAAACGAGCUCCGAGGAGACACCCAAAUCCGACGAUGAGCACACGCUUUACAUCUCGGAUAGUUUCGGGCGUGUCGUGCAUGAGAUACCUUUUCGAGAGUGUGAUUAUAUGGAUGCUCUGCAAGUAGUGCUUGGCGAUCAGCGCUGGAAGAUCAAAACAGCGUGGAAUGAUCGCUACAAAACAAAUAUGAAGAGAGUGAACUAAGUAAGGGUACAUCUGAAAAAUCAAUUUUAUGCGUAUUUUCUAUAAGAUUUUAUGUGGUGUCUUAAAUUAUAUCUGUAUGUUUGUAUAAUCAACGGCAGGUCUUUGGAAAUGCUUCGGAGUACAUAAUAAAUGAUGAAAGUUCAAUUGGAUAUAAUUUAUGAAUACCCAGUGACAAAAGUAAA
Anastrepha ludens (Mexican fruit fly) is the source of this 1033-nucleotide messenger RNA. RefSeq names its product UPF0746 protein DDB_G0281095-like. The record is from RefSeq and is a predicted model, not a curated record. NCBI's taxonomy places the organism in Eukaryota, Metazoa, Arthropoda, Insecta, Diptera, Tephritidae. The coding region runs from base 36 to 851 and encodes 271 amino acids. The transcript has a single exon.